GGGCCUACGACUCUUGUUAUUAGUCAAAUACAAGUAAGAGACGUGUUAUCAGAUCAUCUCUCCGAUUGUACCUCUCUUCUCUCUUCUCUCUGGUCUCCUAUCUCUCCUCGUCGGAACAAGCCAAAGGUUUUGUGGGAUAAAGCAUGGAAUCCAGCAGAGGUCAAGGUGGGAUCCAGCAGUUGCUUGCUGCUGAACAAGAAGCUCAACACAUUGUCAACGCUGCAAGGAGCGCAAAGAUGGCAAGACUGAAGCAAGCCAAGGAAGAGGCUGAGAAAGAGAUUGCCGAAUACAAAGCUAAAACAGAGCAAGACUUCCAGAGGAAACUUGAGGAGACUAGUGGAGACUCGGGUGCCAAUGUGAAGAGGCUGGAGCAAGAGACUGAUGCAAAGAUCGAACAGUUGAAGAACGAAGCAUCGAGGAUUUCCAAAGAUGUUGUGGAAAUGCUUCUCAAGCAUGUGACCACAGUGAAGAACUGAUGAGAUUUAUAAUCGAGUAAAAAAAAAUCCGCCGGGUUUAUAAGAUGGUGAAAAAGGUCGCAAGUCGUUUUUUUUGAGUUUUUGCUCUGUUUCUCUCUCGUGUGGUUUCUGGAUUUCAGAGACUCAAUCUCAUAUUAUAAAUUGUUGUUAUGUAUUCUCUACUUUUUCUCUGUAAUUUCUCUCUCUGUAUUGUAUUCAUAUCUUCUAUUGGGGUUGUAAUAAAAUUGAGAGCAAAGAAACUCAUUGGUUUUCUAAUAAUUUUUGUUAUUCA
Eutrema salsugineum is the source of this 747-nucleotide messenger RNA. Its product is annotated as V-type proton ATPase subunit G1. Gene Ontology annotation, biological process: proton transmembrane transport. Gene Ontology annotation, cellular component: vacuolar proton-transporting V-type ATPase complex. The transcript is spliced from 4 exons. Lineage: Eukaryota; Viridiplantae; Streptophyta; Magnoliopsida; Brassicales; Brassicaceae. Bases 144 to 476 code for a protein of 110 amino acids. Gene Ontology annotation, molecular function: proton-transporting ATPase activity, rotational mechanism. The record is from RefSeq and is a predicted model, not a curated record.